UUAUGCAACCAAAGGAGGCUCUUCUUCUUUAGAGGGGCCUAUAUAGUGCUCUUAAAAGCGCUAUGGUUUAUAGCAAGAUGAGCCCAAGGACAGUAAAUGGAAGUAGAGGGUCAACUCCCGCCCCGUCAAAAGAGAGACGGCUGAAAAUCAAUGGCAACAUAAAAACAAUAUGCAAACUUUUGCCAAUCAAGGACACGACGAAAACGAGACUGUCUCAGCACAACACCAUGUCAUACAGUAUUGUUUACAUCCGAAAGGACAAGGUCUUCGGGAAAGGUUUGCCAAGUUUUGGUCCAGCUUCACCAGUCGAUGGAGUCAAUCUGUCCGAGUUUGCAGGAGAGGGUGGCGAUGUCACUGGGGCGUUGACAGGGUUUAUGAUUGUCACGACCAAGGAUGGUAAACUGAUAUAUCUCUCGGAGAACGUUACGCAAUAUCUCGGACACUCUAUGGUCGAUAUGUUGACCCAGGGAGACAGCAUCUUUGAUAUCAUUGACAAGAAGUAUCACAACGAAUUCGAGGAGAAGUUGCGAGACGCCAGUGAAACCAUGGAUCCCCACGCAAAGCCCAGAAGUGAUGAUAUAAUUCUUUUCUGCCAGAUGAAAGUCCGCAGUCAAAAGCGCCAGACGAGCAGCGGGGACCAAAAGCUGAUGCACAUCAAGGGCCACCUCUCCUGGCUACCCAACAAUCACAAUGAACCAAUAUUCCUCGGCAUCUGCAACCCCCUAAUAACACCAGACUUUAAGGACAGUAUGGUGCAGACGUCCACAAUGUCAUUCCGAACCGUUCACCAACCCGACAUGAGAUUUAAAGAAAUAUGGGAGGGCGUAGGAGAGUUCCAUUUUGGUUGGACGAACAAGGAAAUCGUUGGUCAUUCCUGGUAUGAAAAGAUUCACCCGGAUGAUGAUAUGCGGGCCAGAGAAAAACACAAACAAUUAUUUUCACACGGACACGCACCAGAGUUAGGGUGUAUGCUGACAAUUCGUAUGAUGACGAAGUACGGGCAUUACAUCUGGCUGAACUUGAUUAUGCAUGUGGAUCAUCCCUAUGCAAAUAGUGACGAAUCAGCUGUGAUUGUCAUCAACCAAGUCAUAAGUGAUAAAGAAGCGCCUCUCUACCGCGAACAAAGCCACCGAUACAGCCCAAACAUUGUACCCAGCCCUGAGCAGCUGCCUGAUGCCACUGUUGACCAUGUUGACGGCCAUACCAUCCGUCCUAUCAUAAACGACUGGCCUGACAGUUAUUACUCACGUGGCGAUGUCGCCGGGUACCACCCCACACCACACCAGGAGCAGUACUACAGUCGAUCGUACGGACCGUAUCCUGACUACCAGGGGUAUCAGGAGAACGGGGAGGAGAGCUACGUUCACCCUCAUCCAGAUGUCCCAACAGUUGUCAACGCAUUCACGGUCAGGACGAGCGGAGACCCUCCAAAGAACGCCUUUAUGUCUUCAUCCCCAGUCCUUCCCGGAGAGCAGCAAACCAGGUUACCGGACACGACCCAACUGCCCAGUAAGGUCCGCGUCGAAAUAAGGGCCGAGGACAGUCAUAUCACCCCGCUGACGCCAGAUCGAGAACCCCAAGACGAAAUCGACGGUGUCCUGCCAUCUAGAAGGUUCGAGUUGGGCCCACCAGCUGGACUCCCGACUCCUGAUGCUUCGCCGCUCGCUUCGCCCGUAACACCGAGGAUCAAACAAGAAAAAGGCGAGGAGUACCUGGCUGAGCUCACAGUUGAUGAUGUCAAGAGAAACCUCGAAGACGAAUUGAACAGUAUAGAAUUGAACCAGAAUAACACAAUCUGGUCUGGGAAGAGAAAAAUGCAAACAUACUCACCUUCAAACGAGAUGGCGUAUCAAAUGUCGCCACCUAAACUACCAAGAAAAAAAAGCUCGUCUGAUUUGCAAGUCCCCGCAGUAUUUUCAGAUUCGGACUGGCUAAAGUAUCGGCAGUAUUUAAGAACUGGGCAACGUUGUAUGUCGACUGGGACAAACGAUCUAGAAAUGAAACAAAAGAUGCGGCGAACCUGCGGACGAACACGGAGUUGUGAAGCGAGAUCUCCGACCUGGCACCCUCGAUUACCUCACGUGUUGACGAAACUAGAGCGGGGUUCAUGUAGCACAUCCGUGUCGCCUCAGAGAGCCGCAACCGGCGCCGACCACGAACGAAGUGCUGUUCUGGAUAACUCGUCCAAUAGUAGUUCAACGCUGCAUCAUUCGCGGAUACGAACGCCUUCAAAGCGCUCUUAUACCGAGGAGACAAACCUGAUGUCGCCACUCUCCCAAAAGAACCAACUUUCUCAGGUUGGCUACGCAGAUACCAAAAGAAACACUUUCCAAGCGAAACGAGUUUGCAGACCAGUUGAUCCUCUGCCGAUCGGUUUGCCUACAGACUUUUCAUCUUUGUCACCCGAGAGUCAUGAGGACUCAUGUCCUACACGAUCCGUGGGAGUGAAACGUAACUCACUGACAAACCUCACCCACUCGGCUAGCUUCGACGGGGCAUCCUUUUAUGAUUCGCGAACUGGAACUGGAAAGCAGGUCUUGCCCAGUUUCAGUUGUAGCUUCCCGCCAAAGAAAUCCUCGCCGAUGUCACCGACAGAGCUGCCAAAACAGAGGUACCUCUCUGUCGGAACAGCCUUGCAAGACCUUUCAGAAAUGAAAGUGAGGCAAUACAACAUGGAGCCACGUCGCUCAUCGGAAAACGAGAUACAACGAUUGACGUCGUUUCAAAAUAACGAAUGGUACCCCUGUGAUGCGAAAGACACUGCCAACUAUCCUGCAUCUGAUAUAAACAUCUGCAGCGGUGGACAAACCUUUAAUUACACGUAUGCACCGGAAAAGCAGUGGUCAGAAACGCACCAUUGCUAUCCGACAGGUCAAAAUGAUGAAUUUUCUCUUCUUAAUUCGUUCACACAAUACUCCUGCAGUCCUCAGAUUUCGCAACUCAAUCAAUCCUGCUCGGGUCGGACGACGGGGACGGGGACGGUCUCUUCGUUUCCUUGCACGCCAGCAGGCAACCAAGGUUCUUGGGGUUACCAAGGGGACAACAGUACUACGGCACCAACAAGCACCAGCGAAGCAUCCCAAUUUCCAACGGCAUUUUCAUCAGGUCAGCAGAUGGACUACAGUCAGCAGCCGCCACUGCCGUCAACCCUCUCAGUGGACCGCCAUCCAGGCCCUCCCCGAAGACACAGCUUCUACUUGGACCCUGAGAUGUCACAAUCAUCACCAAUGAAUGCCAGUGUCUUUGAAGAUGAUCUCACAGAAGACACACAGUCGAGCUAUCCGACAAGUCCAGAGUCCAUUCUAGAACUGACCGACUACCCAUGGUCUAACUAAGCUUACCUGUUUACAUUGAGUGAUAAACAAGGCUUCAUUAAAUGGGUGUUAUUGGGUGGACAUGGUAAGGAUAUUUUGCCUUAACAACUCAUGUACACCAAAAUGUAUUUCGUGUAAGCAUUUUAUGGUCCACAGAAAAUGCCUGUCGUCUUGUUGUUUUGGGUAAAGCGAGAUCUCAUCUACACAGUGUCUGAACAGACAUAUCCUGAUCUCUGAUGGGUUAUUUGGCUAGAAGCAUUCUCGGGGAAGCAUUUCACUGCCAGAAAGAAACCGAGGACAAGAUGGACCUGUCUACUUAACGAUGUUUGACCGUGAUUUAUCACAAAUUGAUGUUGAUGUUGGUAUCUAAAGACCCAGGUGGUUGAUCACAACUUUGUACUUAAAUAUGCUACCUUGUUGGCAUCUAAUGACCCAGGUUUGUACUUAAAUUUUAUCACUUGUUAAUAUUCAAAAUACCCAGGUGGAUUAUUACAACUUUGUACUUGAAUUUGAUCAAGUGGCUGAUCAUAAAUUUAACAUUUCAAAAUGUAAAUAUGUUAUCGAAGUACCUUGAAUCACGAAUAUGUUGUGCAUGCCAGGGACAAAAUCACAUACUAAGCAUGUGUACAUGUUAGGUUUUAAUGCGCAUAUUAUUUUAAAACAGUACAGGAGCGUGAACUUAUCCAAGGAAUUUACUUGUGGGUCACUCUGUAAAUAGAAUAUAGACAGGUACUAGGCAUUUGAGUAGGCAUUCAGUCUAGCUUUGGAGGAUGUGAUUUUUAGCAACUCAGUUUAAUUGUACAUUCUCGGAUUCUGUGAAUAUACUCAAUUAUCACAUGUAAAGUAUCUAUAGUACAUGUAUGGUUAUUCAAACAAGUAAUGUCAUUAACUUAGAAAUAGAGAUCGUGAGAGAUCGCAAUGGUAAAUGCGAACGAGAAACCAGCCCAUACAUAGCCGGGCGAUUUUUAUUGCUCUCCGAUAGCUCAUUUUGGCUUAGUCCACAUUCUCAUUUCCAAGGGCAUCAUGCAUUAUAUUGUUGUACAUAGUUUCAGUUUAUAUGAAAUCCAAGAAAUUGUU
This is a messenger RNA of Lineus longissimus, 4391 nucleotides long. RefSeq lists its product as uncharacterized. The transcript is spliced from 9 exons. Gene Ontology annotation, molecular function: DNA-binding transcription factor activity, RNA polymerase II-specific; RNA polymerase II transcription regulatory region sequence-specific DNA binding. The record is from RefSeq and is a predicted model, not a curated record. Gene Ontology annotation, biological process: regulation of transcription by RNA polymerase II. NCBI's taxonomy places the organism in Eukaryota, Metazoa, Nemertea, Pilidiophora, Heteronemertea, Lineidae. The coding region runs from base 63 to 3335 and encodes 1090 amino acids.